CAGUGGCUUUGUCACUCAUUCGUUGAACAGUGUGCUGGCGCAGGUCUUCUGCUGUUACUACAUCGAUAAUAAACUAGAAAUACUACCAAUCUGCCAUACAAAAAAAUAAAUAGCUAGCGAUAUGGGAAUGUAUUGUUUUUAAAAAUAUCAAGAACAACCACAUACUACAGGGACCACAUUCUUUAUUAAGCCAUUUGCGUGGUCUAAUCAAGGAGUUGCAAUGAUCCACGCGAAGGAUAUCAUUUUAGCCUUCCUUCUCGUGGGCUCUACAGUUUGUCUGGAAGUGGAGAUCACCCCCACCCAGGGAGAGAUCAGUGUCGGAGAGUCCAAGUUCUUUCUGUGUGAAGUUGUUGGGGUAGCAAAGGAGAUUGACUGGUAUUCGCCGAGCGGGGAGAGGAUAGAGCCCAACAAACCAGAGAUCACCGUAACCCGAAACGACGAGUCCUCGUCCACGCUCACGCUCUACAAGGCCGGGGUGGACAGCGCUGGGACCUACAAGUGUCUGGCCACCAACGGAGACCAGUCAGCAGAAGCCACCGUCAACGUCAAGUUCUACCAAAGGAUCACCUUCAAGAACGCCCCCUCCCCCCAAGAGUUCAAUGAAGGGGACAACGCCAAAAUUGUGUGUGACGUCAUCAGCUCCCCUCCCCCCACCAUCAUCUGGAAACACAAAGGAGCGAAGAUUCAGAUGGAGAAGGAUGUCCGCUUUAAGAUCCUGCCUAACAACCACCUGCAGAUCCGAGGCAUCAAGAAGACAGACGAGGGGUCGUACACCUGCGAGGGCCGCCUCAUGGCCCGGGGAGAGAUCGACCUCAAGAUCAUCAGGGUCAUCGUCAACGUGCUCCCUACCAUCCGGGUGUGGCAGUCUGAGGUGAAUGCCACAGCAGGCGUGGGCCAGUCUGCCAUGUUGACCUGUGCAGCUGAUGGAUACCCAGAGCCAAUGGUGACCUGGGCAAGGGCCGGUGUUCUUCUGGAGUCAGGAGACAAGUACAGCUUUAAUGAGGACGGUUCAGAGAUGACCAUCAUGGAGGUGGCCAAGCUGGAUGAGGGAGAGUACACCUGCAUCGCUAAGAACAAGGCUGGGGAGAGCGAACAGGAACUCAGCCUCAGGGUGUUUGUGAAACCUAAGAUCACCUUCCUGCUGAACCAGAGCACGUCUGAGAUGGAGGAGCAGGUGACUCUGACCUGUGAGGCGUCAGGGGACCCCACCCCCACCAUCAACUGGAGCUUCGGCCUACGCACCUUCACUGAGGGAGAACAGAGUCUGGAUGGGAACGUCGUAGUGAGGAGUGAUGCUCGUGUGUCCUCCCUCACGCUGAAGUACGCCAAGUUCACCGACGCUGGCCAGUACCUCUGCUCUGCACGCAACGCCAUCGGAGUGGAUUCUCAACCCGCCUACCUGGAAGUCCGCUAUGCCCCUAAGAUCCAGGGCUCAGUGACAGUGUAUACCUGGGAGGGGAAUGCAGCUAACAUCAGCUGUGAGGUCCUGGCCCACCCCAGUGACGUGUCCAUGCUGUGGCUGAGAGACGGGUUUCAGCUUCCCAACGCUAACGUCACCAAAGCCAAGGUUUUCCAGAGCCCCACAGCCAGCUACCUGGAGGUCACCCCAGAGUCUGAGAAUGACUUUGGGAGCUACAACUGUACUGCUUCCAAUGAGAUGGGCACAGAAUCCAAGGAGUUUCUCCUCAUUCAGGCUGAUGUCCCGUCAGCCCCGUCCCUCGGGGGGGUGGAGCCGUUCUCCAGCUCAGCCAGGGUGGAGUUCCAGGAGCCUGACGCCACCGGGGGUGUACCCGUCCUCCGGUACCGGGCUGAAUGGAAGACUGUGGGCAGGGGCACCUGGGUGCAGAAGGUCUAUGAGGUCCAAGGAGGAACUCUGAGUGAAGUUACCAUCAUAGGCCUGAAGCCUGAGACCAACUAUGAGGUGAAGAUGUUAGCCAUCAACGGCAAGGGAGAGGGUGAAACUAGCCCCGCUCUGGUCUUCAAGACAGAGCCUGUCCGGGAACCUGAACCGCCUAAGCUGGAGGGAACACUUCAAACCAAAGGCAACUCCCUCAAAGUCAACUGGAUCAAGCAGGACGAUGGAGGCUCACCCAUCACACACUACCUAGUCCGCUAUAAACCAAAGCAUCAGACCGACUGGAAGCCAGAGAUCCGGCUGCCCAGUGGCAGUGAGUAUGUGGUUCUGAGCGGACUGGAGUGGAACACAGAGUAUGAUGUGUUUGUGGUGGCAGAGAACCAGCAGGGGAAGUCCCAACCUGGAACCUUGACCUUCAGAACCUCUCCAGAACCCGCUGCCAUUCCAGAUAUAGACGGGGAGUCUGCCCUCUCCACGGGCAUCAUGGCAGGGAUCCUCAUCUUGGCCUUCGUCCUGCUGCUCCUGGCUGUGGACGUCACCUGCUACUUCACAAACAAGUGUGGCCUCAUCAUGUGUCUGUGUGGCAAGCCAGGCAGCGGGGCCAAGGGACACAACCUAGAACAGGGCAAGGCUGCAUUCAUAAAGGACGAGUCCAAAGAGCCGAUAGUGGAAGUGAGGACAGAGGAUGAGUGCACAGCCAAUCACAAUGCAGGAGGACCCACGGAACCCAAUGAGACCACACCCCUUACAGAGCCAGAGCUGGCUGCCCUGGCUCUGGACACCCUCUCGUCUGUAGCCACCAUCUCUGACACAGCCAACACAAUCUAUGACCCCGCCCAGGACAGCCCCUCUAGCGAGAGCACCGCACUCACCUGUAGCCUGUCUGCCCCCUCUACUGACCCCCUGUCUACCCCCGUUACUGACCCCCUGCCUGCCACUGCCCCCGCCCCGGCACCCACCUCAGAGUCCAACACGCCCCCCAACCCCCUCAUCUCCACCUCUGACAUCACAGCAAUCCCUCUGUUAGACCUUCUAGAAGACAGCUCUCCUAGAGCAGAGGACAAAAUGUCUGCCACUGCUGUUAGUGCCACAGAUUGCCCUAAAUCUCUUAAAAAGUCCCCUAUUCCAAUACCACCUAGGCGUCGAAACUCUAACAGACCUGCUCCUUCUCCUCCCACUCCCAAGAGCCCCACACCAACCCACUUCACCACUGUGGUCUCCAGGAAAUCUGCCCCAGGCAGUCCCUCCCUUGCCCCCUCCACUGCCUCUCCUAUCCAAAACACGAGGAAAGCUGCUCCCUCUCCUUCUCCUAUGGCGUUCACUUUCCCAGCCUCUGACACCUCCACCGAUAAACCUGCACCUACUGCCACCAGCACUGUUACCCCUGUCCCUGGUACCCCUACUGUCCUGGGCUCUAGUACACCUGACCCUGACAAACCUGACUCUACUACCAAAGACACUCACACUCCUGCCCCUAAUAUAGACCCCACUACCACUCCCACAUCUGUCCCUAAUAUAGACCCCACUACCACUCCCACAUCUGUCCCUAAUAUAGACCCCACUACCACUCCCACAUCUGUCCCUAAUAUAGACCCCACUACCACUCCCACAUCUGUCCCUAAUAUAGACCCCACUACCACUCCCACACCUGUCCCUAAUAUAGACCCCACUACCACUCCCACAUCUGUCCCUAAUAUAGACCCCACUACCACUCCCACAUCUGUCCCUAGUGCUCCUACUACUGCCUUCAAUGCUGAUGUAACUGCUGCUAUCGUUCAUGAGGACACAACUAAAUGUGCCCUUGUUUUCCCAGACAUUCUCACUCUUACUCCUGCUCCCACACCUGCCCCUAAUGCUCCCACUGCUCUGAGCUUUACCACACCUGCUGCCCCCACGGUCACUAUCACACCUGCCUCUACUACCUGCGACACCCCAACACCCACCCUGACCCCCCACAUACCCAUCACCACAGAGCCCCAAGCCCCAGAGAUACAGUUUGAGUUGACCAAUGGGGUGGCGACUAAGAGCCCCUCCCUGCCGCCAGCAGGGUCCACUGGGUUUCAGAGUAGUCCCACUCCCUCCCCUGCCCCUGUCCCUUCCUCCUCCUCCUUCCAGGCUAACGGAGACGGGUUCGGGGCAGACCUCCAGGCCUCAGGCCCUCCUGCUCUGGAGGAGUUAGACAGUCUGGCCAAGGCUGCUCCACUCAACAACGAGAAGAUAUUUGGAGAUGAGAAGAGUAAAGUGGAGGAGGUGAAGACAGCCCAGUCAGAGGUGACCACAGAACACAACGAUGUCACACAGACAAGCGACAGCAAGGCAUGAUUGGGCAGCCUCAGCCAACCCAAGAUGGCGGCGGCAGCAACACUCAUUACAGUCUGCAGCAGUUUUUCUUUCCAGUGCCCUUUCUGCAUUUCCAGAACAACAUGUGUCUGUGCAAUAGAGUCCAUUAGAGCACAAUCUGGUUGUGCAAAAGUCAAAUAUUCUCACGUAUGAUUUGUUUUGCUACACCCAUUGAACACUAAAGAACACAAUUUGAGUGAUCUCAAGUGGUAUAGGAAACAACAUUUCUCAGAGUUAUAAUUGUUUUCAGUGUGGUUGCAGAUAAACAAUGGAUUAUUCAGGAACAUAACACUGAGUGUACAAAACAUUAGGAACACCUUUCUAAUAUUGAGUUGCACCCCCCUUUGCCAUCAGAACAGCCUCAGUUCUUCUGGGCAUGGACUCUACAAGGUGUCGAAAGAAUUCCACAGGGAUGCUGGCCCAUGUUGACUCCAAUGCUUCUUACGGUUGUGUCAUGUUGGCUGGAUGUCCUUUGGGUGAUGUACCAUUCUUAAUACACACGGGAAGCUGUUGAGUGUGGAAAACCCAGCAGCAUUGCAGUUCUUGACACACUCAAAUGAGUGUACCUGGUAAAUACUAUCAUACCCCAUUCAAAUGCACUUCAAUAUGUUGUCCUCCGCAGUCACCCUCCGAAUAGCACACAUAAACAAUCCAUGUCUCAAUUGUCACAAGACUUCAAAAUCCUUCUUUAACCUGUCUCCUCCCCUUCAUCUACACUGAUUGAAGUGGAUUUAACAGAUGACGUCAAUAAUAGCCUUCACCAGGAUUCACCUGGUCGGUCUGUCAUGGAAAGAGCAGGUGUUUCUAAUGUGUUGUACACUCAAUGUAUAAUAUAUAUAUAUAUAUAUAUGAAGAGAUUGACUAUAUAGACAUUACUUUAUUAUUUCCAUGUUACAUUGUUCAAAUGUUUUGAGGGCUAGUCUCAUCGAAUAGUCUCAUCGAAUAGUUUGUUUGCAUGUCUGAUUUGCAAAUGGUUCUUAAUGUUUUGUUUGAAACAUUUGACUGUUUUACUCUUUAUGUCUGUAUUAGGGUGGGUUAUCAUACAGAUUGUUUUCAUGUUUCAAACAGAGGUUAAUUGACGGAGACUGACCUGUAGCAGCCCACAGUGCUGGGAAUGCUCUGGUUUCAGAGAAACCGCGUAUCAGGAGUUAUCAUAUGAGAUGUCUUCAACUCACUGUACCUGGGGGUUCAUAAAAUGAAUACUAUAUUGUGCUAAAUGGAGAAGUGCGUAUUGAGCAGCUAAUAUUGUACCGGUAUUCACAAUGGAACACAAGAUAGAACAAAGUGCAACAGAUCCAAUGGUUCUCACAGAGAAAGGUUGUAGAGAAGAACUUUAAGUGAUCUAAGUGAAUGUCUCAUCAUGACCCAAGCUUCACCACUUCCAUGUUUUAACAUCAACUAUGAUGAGUAUCUUAUCAUAUUCACAAGAAAACAAAUCAAAUGCUUGACUUUUAUUGUUUAAAAUUGUGUUUUUGAAGCAAAAAUCUUUAAAAGCAUUUUUGUACUCUCUAAAUGGAAAGGUUUCUUUUCCACUCCUGACUGCGAGCUUGUGCACUGUGACUGUGUCAGUGGAUUGUCUUGUCGUCACUUUCAAUAAUAUCUACAUAGCUUUGUCAUGAAAGGUUUACCUAUAUAUUCUUUUUAAAAUGGUAUCUAUGAAAACAGUACAGCAAAUGACUUAAUAUGGUCAUUGUGACACAUACAGUAUAUAUACAGUUGUUGAUCUCUCCCCGUCACACAGCGGUCUACUGUGGCCUGUAACACAGCCUGGGGAGAUAUGUUGAGUUUUUGGCAUGAUGAAUUCAAACUGUACUUUAUCAAAUAUGUGUAACAGAAACCCAAAUAGACAUACCUAUAUUUAUUUAGGCAAUGUGAGUUUCAUAUUGAGUUAUGAGAGGGAGUUAUCAGAAUGAGGUCUGUUCAGGCCUAUAAAACGCUUUAUUUUAGUCCCCAGUUGUUGUUCAAGUGUUCUGUAAUGUUGUCUUUGAAUUGAUUUUGUUUUUGUACAAUAGCAGGCAUCAUGAGCUUGUUGCCUGUUGACUUUAUAAUGCCAGAGACGGAGGGCAGGUUGGUAAUCUGACAACAGUAGAAAACAACACUCCAACAUGUUCAUAUGUUGUACUGCCACUUUCAUGUAAACAAUCAUUCCCCUCAGUAUUUCAGUGGCAUAGAACAGUCAUGCCAGAACCUGUACAAUACAACCCUGCUGUUGUCAUCCUCCCACCCUGUCCCUUGUCUCUGGAGCCUCUUGUUCUUAUUGGGUCAAACCCAGUGGACCGUUCUGCUCUCAGCGGUGUACAGUCUGAAUACUAACCAAUUUACAAAAUAAAACAAGGUUUUGGAACCUCA
This is a messenger RNA of Oncorhynchus nerka (sockeye salmon), 6544 nucleotides long. Its product is annotated as neural cell adhesion molecule 1-like. Gene Ontology annotation, cellular component: membrane; neuron projection. NCBI's taxonomy places the organism in Eukaryota, Metazoa, Chordata, Actinopteri, Salmoniformes, Salmonidae. Gene Ontology annotation, biological process: cell adhesion. Gene Ontology annotation, molecular function: protein binding. The record is from RefSeq and is a predicted model, not a curated record.